AUGGCCCACAUGGCUGUCCCCGCUGACUUCUUCGCCUUCUGCGACAAUUUCUUCCCCGCUGGCUCCGAUAUACCCCAGAGAAAGGUGCCUCUCAAGCUCAAUCCUUUCGCGGGCUUCCGGGAAGCGGAGAAGUGGAAGGAAUCUAAGCUCCAGGAAAAAUUUGUCAAGGUCAUCAAUCAGCACGAACUUGCGGCGGGUCUCAAGAUGGCAAUAUCUAGCGAUCGACCCGCCAACACGGGUAUCGACGCCUUCAGACAGAAGGGCGACGCUGCGUUCUUCCACGAGGAGUACCUCCCCAACGACGAGACACCCAACUGGGGCGACCAAGUCAUUUCCGUCGAGUUCAAGAAAGGUGGGCCGGGGCGGAAGGACCCCUUUGACAAUGAGGGGAACUUCGCAUCGGCCAAGGAUCGUACCACCGUUCGCGGUCAGAUCAUCUCAUACGGCGAACUCAUCCUCGCUGUGCAGCAACGUUGUGAGCUCUUCACCCUCCUCGUGGUCGGCCGGACAUGUCACUUCGUCUACUGGGACCGCUCCGGCGCGAUCGCUACGAACGCUAUCGACUACUACAAGGACCACGAAGCAUUUUGCGACAUCCUCUGGCGCUUGGGACACGCUUCUGACUCUCAGCUCGGGAUGGACGACACCGCGAUUCGCCUUCGUCCUGGCGACGGAUACUUCCGCUUCAUGGACAACCUCGCGGACAUGGCCGCCCACGCUGCGCAAGACAUCCUUCACGAUGCGCGCUCACUCGACUCAACGUCCUUAGGCCCCGGUGAAUUCGUGUAUGUCCGCCAGAUGUGGGCCGAUUCCCUCGUCAAGGGCUGGCCUCGGUACCUCGUCGAGUUGAUCGACGAAGCUGGCAAGAAGCACACCUUCCUGAUCGCCAAACCCUCGUUCGUUGCGAAGGGCCUCGCCGGGCGGGCAACUCGCGGGUACGUCGCGUACCACAUUGACGCAGGCCGCUUCCGGUGGUUCAAGGACUCGUGGCGCGCGGAGUACAUCCUCGUCGAGCAGGAGGGUGCAAUCCUUAAGGAGCUCAACGACGCCGGUGUCCCGAACGUCCCGACCCUCGUAUGUCACGGCGACGUAGGCGAGCAGCGCACGAUCACGCCGAUGUGGUGGAAGGUCGUUCACGCGCACGAGAUCUCAGAUUCGGCCACCGGGGCCCCGGCUCAGCCUGGAAGUACCUCCUCCAAGCGCAAGCGCGGCGCCGACAAAGGAGCCGAGGAGCCCCAGGUCGACGCCUGCCCGCUUCGUCUUCAUCGUCACUAUCGGAUGGUCGUGGCGGAGGUCGCGAUGCCACUCAGCAUGUUCCAGCACACGUUUGAGCUCUUGGAUAUCAUCCAAGAUGCCGUUUCUUCUUCCGAGCCCGGCUUGGGAAAGCUUAAACAGCCCCGCCUUCACCGUGACAUCAGCGCGGGAAAUAUCCUCAUCUAUCCCAAGGUUUACUGCCCGGACGACGGCAAAAUCUUUCUGCGCCGGUCUGGGAUCCUUGCCGACUGGGAAAUGUCAAAGAGGCUUGCGCAACCGGGAGAGAGCGAGAAGGCACGUCAGCCCCCGCGCACGGGAACGUGGCAAUACCAGGCGGUCUCUCUCUUGCUCUGGGGACCUCACAUCGCGGGCAUUGCAGAAGAGCUGGAGUCUAUCUGGCACGUCCUCCUUUACGAGCUUGUUCGCUACAUGCCCACGAGUCUCUUGCCUCCGGUUGCCGCGGUUGACGUUGAAGCUGUCGCGCGCUUCAUCGAUCAAUACUUUGACCAGUACGUCAGGAUGAAGAACCGCGUUACGGGUGAAGACGAGUGGCUUUGCGGCACCUUCAAGAAGAACACCAUCAUCUCCGGCGAGCUCCGAACCUCGAUAUUGUCGAUGGAUGAGGAGCUCCUCCGCUUCGGCAACGAGGCGAUCGACACCCUCAUGCGCACAUUGCUUUGGCGGUUCUCUCGGCUCUACCGUGUC
Epithele typhae is the source of this 1959-nucleotide messenger RNA. RefSeq lists its product as uncharacterized. NCBI's taxonomy places the organism in Eukaryota, Fungi, Basidiomycota, Agaricomycetes, Polyporales, Epitheliaceae. The annotation marks the transcript as partial. The record is from RefSeq and is a predicted model, not a curated record. The transcript has 4 exons.